Molecule: messenger RNA, 2513 nt
Organism: Solea solea (common sole)
Lineage: Eukaryota; Metazoa; Chordata; Actinopteri; Pleuronectiformes; Soleidae
Gene: ccdc169
Product: coiled-coil domain containing 169
Exons: 9
Coding region: 422-1129 (235 amino acids)
Source: RefSeq, a predicted model, not a curated record
GUGUUCCACCUGUGUUUUGUCUUUAUCUCACCUGUGUUUAAUUUUUGCCCCCCUGUCUCUGUGCUCCCCAGUGUCUUUGUUGGUUAACUUUAAAAGUUUUUUUUGUUUUGUUUUUUAAGUUUAAUUCCACAUGUUCAUUCUUUUCUGUUCCUUGUUUUUUGUCUUCCCCGCGCUCUGGACUUCAUGAGUUCCUGGUCUGCUCCCCGUAGUUCUCCAUGUUGUUUUUCUUCGGUUUGAAUUUGACCCUUUGUCUAAGUUUAAUUUAUUAGAAACACGUUCUGUUAAUUUGUUUUCCCCCACAAACUGCAUUUUGUGACCCACGGAUUCCAAACAAUGCCAAAUUGGAUUACUACCACGAGAGUCGUCUCCAUGGAAACCCUCGAGGAGGCACAAUAAACAUUUCUUUAGUGUAAUCAGAAACAUGAGUGGAGAAAGUGACUACAGCAAACAUGACCUGACGCGUCUGCAGGCAGACCUUGAACAGGAGAGGGAAAUGAGAGCGAUGCUUGAAGAUUCAGUGUCUGACUUGCGCAGCACCAUGUGUGAACUACAAGGAAGACUACACAGUGUUGAUGGAGAAGGUAAUGAGUGGAAGACGAGGUAUGAGACGCAGGUGGAGCUGAAUGGACAGUUGGACAGACAGAUCUCACUCAUUCACGAGAGGCUGGAGGACAUGCGAGGCAACCCCAUGGAUCGAUUGGCCUCAAUCCGCUCCUUUGAUGACAUGCCAGUAGAAUCUCUGCGGCAGCGUGUGAAGCUCCUGAGUGAAGAGAAGUCUGACCUCCAGAGUCAGCUGAUGGACUGUCUGCACAGAACUGAGCAGGAGGGAAAGGCUUUUCACAAGACCAACGACGAGCGCCGAGCGUAUCUUUCUGAAAUUGCUAAGCUCUCCUCCACCAUUGAAGGCCAGAGAAGACAGUACUCCACUCAUCCACAGAGAGCAGCGGAGAGCAAACUGAGGAGCUCAGUGAGACACAGCAGAGGAAAGCAGACCAGCAGGAAUGCAGAGGCUAAUUUAAAAAAAGGAAACGAGAGAGCAGAAGAUGGAGGAACAGCCGAGAGGCGAGAAGAGGAGAAAUCCCAAAGGGGGAGCAGGUUACCCACCCUAAAGCACUACCUGGAACACUAACACUAAUCGCAGUAGAAAGUGUCCAUAUAUGGUUACAUUUUCAUUGUUGUUUUAUUGUUUACUUACAUGCCUACCACCUUCCUAUGGCUUUGUUCACAUUUUCUCAAAAGCCAAUUGUGGAGAAACAAUGCGGUUUUUGUAUGUAGAUUUCUCAACCCACGUGCAACAGUUCUGUGUCCUAAUCCAGUGUUUAUUUUACAGCUAUACGCUGAACUCACUGUGUAAAUUGUCACAUUUAUGAUGUGGCAGGAGCCUGUUGAGGCAGUUUUUUUUUUUUUUUUUUAAACCAACCACCACCUCCAACUUUCAUUACAUAAGAAACACCACGUCCAUUACUUUGGUUGCACAGUAGAUGAACUACAUUCAUACAGUUUUCCCCAUCCCACCCACUGGCCUCCCUGAUACUGUGGGUGUGAGAAAUCUCUGUGAAGGAGUUGCGGAGGAUGGGUUCACUUUCUGUCAGCUUCAUAAUUGAGUAGAAACAAUAACUUGUAAAAACGUGGUUUUAAAAACAACCAGUUUGAAGUCAUUAUUCAGUUUCAUCUCUUUUGCUUUAAUUUAGCCUUAAAUACUUUAGUUCAGCCACAAUUUUUUUGUAGCUGUGACAGUUUGAGCCUCUGUGCUACUAAUUACAGGUCCCUGCUCUGAUUGUUUGCACCUGUCCUAUUAAGUGCUCUCCUAAUCGUUAUACUAUAUACAGUAUUAUCACCUUGUUACUUCACUCUUUCCUCGUUUGUCUCAUCGUAUACAUAGCAUCCCAAUUAUUUUUUUAUUCCACCUUUUCCUAGUGUAUGACCUAGUUUUCCUGUCCCCUAAAUCGGCCUUUUUUUAGUCUGGUGAUUCUAUUCUGUUGCCUUUUUCUUUACUGAUUUGGUCUACUGAUCAUUUUGCAUAUCCUCUGUCCUUCAAUUCCCAAGAGUUCCUGAGACGAGACUGCCAGGAUAUUGUUUUUUUAAUAUAAAAAGAUAACUUGCCUUUAACGUGAUGGGCAGAAAUCAAGCCCCAAGCAUCAGACCACGACAACUAUCCUUUAGUAUGACUUGUAUUCAACACCUUUUACACUAACAGUGUAUUUGUAUUGGUACGUACAUGCUAUAAGGUAUAGUUAAAGCUAAACUAAAUAACUAAAUGCCAAUAUGUCACCCUUUUAAAGGAGACAUGUCUUUGCCGUCACUUUUUUUAGCAUCUAAAAUCCUUUAAACUGCUCAACGUCAGGUCCAUUUUACCGUUUGUGGCGUUCUACUUGUAUUUCUGUUCCUGCAUGCUCGGCUGAGUUGGUGCACCGUCCUAAAUGUGCUGCAGUGCCAGUUUGUUUCACUUACAAAAAUGACUUGACUUGAAUAAAUAAAAAUGGCCAGUCCACAGACUGAGCACAUUUCCCUCA